AGAAUUCCCACAUAUUACUCUGUACGUUACAUCAUACAUAUGUUUUUGUUAGUGUUUUAUUUAUAGCACUAAUUUAAACAAUUCAUGUGAUAUAGUAGCAAAGAAAAAAGAUAUCUUGUGAUAUUUUUCUUUAAUGAUCUUCUCAUACUAAUGCACAUAAGAGCAUUGAAAUUUAAAAAUAAAAGUGGAACAAAAAUAUAUGAUAAUUAGAAUGAUGAUACAAAGAACAAUCAACUUGUUGAACAAAGCUUUCUCAAACCCAUUUCUAAAGUGACAAGUCGCAACAAUACCAUAACAACCAAUCUCUUGACAAUGGAAGCAAUCGGGAUUCUUAGGAAUAGAUGGGCAGGUUCUUGUUGGGGUUAUGACCAGGGCACUUGGUGGAGAGGUUAUGGUUUUGUGGGGGUUUUGAGCGGUGGACGUGGAGGUGGUUCUGGGGGUGUUUUGGGGAGUUUGUGGAGGGGUUAUGGACAAGGGUUUAGGAAAGUUUUGAGGCAGUGCUGGGAUACCAUCAAACUUGAUGUUUGUAAGGCUGUUCAGGAAUUCUUUGUUGGGGUCAAGCUGCCAAGAGUCUUUGGCAGUACUUUAAUCACUCUUAUCCCUAAAAAUGAGUCUGCCAUCACCCUAGAUCAGUUUAGACCCAUUUCUUUGUCCACUUUCUUUAGCAAGAUUACAACCAGAAUAUUGAGUGACAGACUCAAAAAGCUAUUGCCCAAGCUUAUCUCUCCAGAGCAGGCUGCAUUCCAGCAGGGCAAAAGCAUAACUGAGCAAGUUCUGAUGGCUAAGGAAAUGGUACAUCUCCUUUCAGCAAAGGUGAGAGGAGGGAAUUGUAUACUGAAGCUGGAUCUGUCUAAAGCGUUUGAUAAACUUUCAUGGCAUUUUCUGGAAAGAAUCCUGGCUAAGUUUGGUUUUAAUCAAAGAGUGGUUCAGCUUUUGAUGGGAAACCUUAAAUCAACCUUCUUUUCUGUGCUUAUUAAUGGGCAGCCAAAGGGUUUCUUUCCUAUGAAGUGUGGGGUUAAGCAGGGUGAUCCUUUAUCUCCCUUACUUUUCAUUCUAGCCUUGGAGGGUCUUACAAGAUUCUUGAACUUUCAGCACUCAAUUGGCAGGAUCUCCUCCUUUUCCUCUGGCAGAACCCCAACCCCUAGCCAUCUUCUUUAUGCGGAUGACAUUAUUAUUUUUACAAAGGCAGAUUGCAGAAACCUAUUGAGAGUGAAGACAAUUUUAUCAUCCUUUAUGGAAGCUUCAGGGCAGGCUAUAAAUCUAAACAAAAGUCAAGCCAUUGUGCAUGACAAGAUGAGGCUUGAGCAGAAAAGGGCAAUUACCAGGAUUCUAGGCAUUAAGUGUCAUACAAAGGAGUUUACUUAUUUGGGUUCUACUAUUGUCAGAGGUAAGCUAAGGAAGAUACAUUGCAAGGAUUUGGUGGAGAAGUUUGAAAAGAGGAUAACAUCAUGGUACAGUAGAAAGCUAAACCAGAUGGGGAGGCUUAUACUUAUCAAACAUGUGCUUUCCUCUAUACCUUUACAUUUAGUUGCAGCGCAAACUCUACCAAAAUCUAUCAUCAAAUGUCUCAAUGGCUUGAUGGCUAAUUUCUUUUGGGGAGCUAGGGAUGAUGGUCACAAAUGCCAUUGGAGGAGAUGGACUAGGCUCUGUUUGCCUUUUGAAGAAGGGGGCCUGGGUUUGAGGGAUUUAAAUCUUUGCCAAACAGCUGCCUCUAUUGAUUUAUGGUGGAAGAGAGGUGGUGGAGCUUUGGAGGUUAUAUGCAGUGGCGUCGGAUGCACCUGUCAUUGGCAGCUCUUGGACAGUUAAUCAAUCUUUGCUAGGUUGGUGGUUGUCCUUUAACCGAUCAACGUUUAAGGGUAAUAUCAGAUUUAUUUUGCCGGGAAUCAUUAUUUGGUCGAUUUGGAAGAGAUACAACUCAAUCCUUUAUUCUCAUGGUGUUUGGAAACGGGACGAGGUUAUGAUAUCUAUAAACAAGCUUUUGCAAACGUUGUGUUGGGCGAACAAAAUUGAUACUACAUU
This is a messenger RNA of Cuscuta campestris, 2019 nucleotides long. Lineage: Eukaryota; Viridiplantae; Streptophyta; Magnoliopsida; Solanales; Convolvulaceae. The record is from the annotation of a GenBank genome assembly.